CGAACCAAUCGCUUAGCAACCUGACAGCAACUUGCAAAAAUAAUAAAACAAAAUCAGAAACUAUCUGUCACAAAACUAGAAUAAUCGAAAAUAAUAUUCAAAUAGUAUUCAAUAUUGUUAAAUAAAGUAAAAUUCGUAUAUAAAACAAAUGCAUCAUCAUGUCGAAACUUUGUAACUUUAUAGAUGGCAACGAUAGAAUUCGCGACGAGAAUUUGCGCUUCGUCAAGAAUGAGUUUGAAGAGAAUAUAAAUCAGUUCUUUAGUGGUGGAGCUACAGCUACAGAUCAGGCCGGCAUGGCAGCGCCGCCACGCGACUGGAUUAUCGUACAACCUACGCCCGGUUUCUGUGUUAAGAGCUUUAAGAUCAAUAGCAAUGAAAAGUUCUUCAUAAACGUUUGCCAAGCACCGGAAGUUCCUGGACCCAAAGAUAUAUCCGAUGGCGAGCUAAUAAGUAUAUUGGAAUCAACGACGCCCGGAUCGUUUCGCGUCCCAAUGAGCAUUUCGGAGAUACGUCAUACCAAAGAUCGUUCCAAUAACUCCGUAGAAGUAUGCGACAUAGCAAUAAAUCCAAAGUUUUUGACUAAAAUAAAAAAAUCGCAACUCUUCAACAAUUUCUUUUUGCAAAUCGUUGCCGAAGCGCUCAGCGAAAAAUACAAUGUACAAAUAACGAUGGAUAAGACAAUAAUAUUGAGUAAUCGCAAAUUUAUCGGCACUUUGGUGGCGCAUCGUGUGAGAAAUAAGGACAUGCAAAGAGCAAGCGAUGCAGGUGGUACACCUGACGCAGUUGGCAGAGCAAUUUCGGAAAAUAAACACACAGCGGAGCCAUCCACGUCCACAUCCACAAAGCCUUCGAAAUUAAUACAGGAAAUUGAUGAGCAGCAUGCUGCAACUAUUCGUAACAACUGGACCAAAAAUCAUCAGCCGCUUUAUAAGCUACGCGCUCGAAUCCGCGAUGAGAAUGUCGAUGAAAUUCAUGCCGAGCUUUAUUUACCCAAUUGCGUUUCAUCCCAAGAGUUCAGCUUGGAUGUAGGCGAAGAUCGCAUUCUGGUUGAGUCCUUGAAACAUGGCUAUAUAUUUGAUACAUUUGUCAAAUAUCGCCUCAAUCAGGAGCGUGCGCAGGCGCUAUUUGAUAAAACAAGCAAGAUGCUUCAGAUUCGUAUUCCGGUCAUUCACAACAAACAGCACUGCUUUGUAUAUGUGAGCUUGUGCGUUUGUGUAUUGUGUGCCUGUGCGUGUGCGUGUCUGUCAAAUGUGAAAAUAUUACAAGUUCGAACGGCAUCAAGUAAAAAGAAAUUAGUUAAAAAGUUACGGAAAAAAAUAUUGCCGUUUAGAUUAUACGUGUUCGACGCGAAAUUGUCAACAAAUAAACGAAUUUGUGAACAAUUAGCUAUGGAUUAUAGAUACAGCGCCUACGGCAUUGGCCAGCGUCGUCAGCCCAAUGAUGCAUCGUCUUUUGCGCCAAUUCGCGGCGGUGGUGGUGGCAGCGGUGCCGGCGGCGGCGGUGGCAGCGGUAACAUCAGCGGCAACGGUGGUGGCAGUGCAGUCGACGACAAUUUCCGUCGUCCAAUGAACUAUGGUCGCACGGAUAGUUUUAACAAUGGCAACAGCGGAAUUGGUUUUAACAAUCAAAGAUUUUCUGAACUUGAUACCAUCAAAUUUGGCAAUAAUCAGCGUUAUCCCGAUAACGAUAACAACAAAUUUGGCAGCAUGCAAUCAAACACUUUUGGUCGUUCUAACGAUGUCGGCAUCAGCGGUGGUGGCGGCGGCGGCUACUCAAAUUAUUCUAAUAACAAUCAACGUUUUAACAACAGCAAUAGCCAUGGCAGUGUUGCACCGAUCAAGAGUAGCUUUGACGAUAAGUUUCGACCACAACAGCCACAGCUACAGCCGCAGCAGUCGCAGUCGCAUUCAAAUUUCCUUGGCCGCUCUUUUGAGCCAAGAUCAAACUCUGUUUCUAUGUCUGGCUCUGAUAAUUAUCGUGGGCCCCUGCAUCAACAACAACAGCUGCCAAGCAAUUUGGGCCUAACUCGUUCCAUUAGCGAUCUUAAUUACAGCAACAUUCACACUAACAACAACAUCAACAACAAAUCGGACAACACUCCAUCACGUUUUUACAAUAAUGAUCGCAACUUGGACACAUUUAGGCGCUCCGAUACCUUCAGUGGCGUCAGCGGUGGCGGUGGCGGUGGCCAAGACUCGAAUCAUGUGAGCCGCACUGGCUCCAAUUUCAAGUUCAACAAUGAUCGCCCGGCAGCACCGUAUGGGCGUCCCAAUAAUACUGGAAACUUUGACAAUUUUAAUGAUCGCAACUUUAAUAACGACUUUCGUGGGCCACAACCGCCCAACGAUUAUGGCUUAAACUUUGACAACAGCAAAAUCAAUAACAGCAAUAGCAGCAACAGCAGCAAUCAACAAUCAUUUUACAAUAACAACAACAGCCAGAGCAAUGGGCCGGGCAACUAUCGCGGUCCGAACAACUCUGGUUCCGCUGGCAAUACUUUGGCAGUGUUGGAAACGGUCAAUGCUUUGAUGAAGAACCAAUCGAACUGGCAAGUGGGCAACAACAAUUAUGGCUUUGGACCGGGUAAACCGAUUGGCGGCGGCAAUCGCAACAAUAAAUGGAAUGGACCUGCAAAUAUUAGUGGACCGCCGAUUCCCAAGCCUAAUCAAGCUGCCAUGGGCAAUAGGCCACCGUUUCCCAAUCAGGGGCUAGGGCAAGGACAAGGACAAGGACAGGGACGUGCUCCCAGACAAAUUAACAGCAACAAUAUCAAUUAUAAUAACAAGCCACAGUUGCCCAAUGUUGCACGUAACAAGCAGUUCAAUCCACAGCAGCAGCAGCAACAACCGAAACAGCAGCAACAACAACAACCGAAACAGCAGCAACAACAACAACCGAAACAGCAGCCACAACAACAACCGAAACAGCAGCAGCAACAACAACAAAAACAGAAACAGCAGCCGCAGCCGCUGCCACAAAGACAAUUUGUUAAUAGGAAUGUAUCGACAGUUAAGAAUGUCAGUGUCAAUGGCGGCAAACCGAAACCCGUUAAUAUGCCGCCCAAGCCAAAUGCACCCAAUGCUGCCCCAAAUACUCAAGCGAAAGGCAUUAACAACAACAGCAACAACAACAAGAAAGAGGUUGAAGCACAGAAGCCAGCAGAGAAAACUAUUGUUAAAGUUGGAGCUCAAAAGCGUGUGGCUGAGCUAGCUCCUGCGCCCCUGACCAAGGCGGAUAUCAAGCGUCGCAAGCUCGCAAUUAAGCGUGGAUUUUUGAUCGGCGGCUUUAAGCUGCCCUAUAUUAAUAACCUGAAAGUAGCAUUGCCUCAGCCCGAGGAUAAAUCGUAUGCGAUUAUGUUCUUCGAACAGUUACCCAAUUAUAGUACAAGCGGCGAAGAGCUGGACGAUGAGGCAAUGGCUGAGAGUCAGGAUUACGAGCAGGAAGGCAAAAAUGCUGGACGCACCUUGGUGAAACGCAUUCGCAAACGUUUGCACUACGAGUGGGCCAUCAAGGAGGAGGCCAAGAAAUAUACAUCGUGGCAGAGCUGGUGGACAGAUUACAAGUGGUGCGAGGAGGCGAUCAAGGAGGAACUGGCCACCUUUGGCAGCGUUAAUUUGCGCAACUGCUUUAUACCUGAUUUGCCACGUCUGACCACAGAACAGGUGGUCGACGUUAUUGUUAACCAAGCCCAAUUUGCAUUGCAAAAGAAUUCGGACAAUUAUUUCAAUAAUAUGAAGUCCAUAUUUACACUAAUGAAUAUCACAUUUUUGGAGAACCUUAAGAUGCCCAACACCGAGAAGGUUCAGAAUAUGAUACGAACGGUUCCGAAUGAUUUUUGGACUUACAAAAUGCGCAGCAUGAUCUAUUUGUGGGCUCAGUAUAAGAAAAUCUCAAAGACUUCGUCGCCGGCCACGGAAACUGGAGUCAAAGAGCUGCAGGCCAUAGCACGCGAUUGGAAGAAUCCAUUAUUCCAUUGGAUAGCCAAGCAGGCAUUCGACGAGUUGAAGGCCAUCAGCGAGGUGGAAUGGCCGGAACACAAGCAGCAGUACCCAACUUUAGAGUCCGUUGCACCUUCAUCAUCUUAAAGCAAAUUCUACACCUGUAUGCAUUUUGAAACCCAAGUUAAUAUAAAUUUGAUUAUACAUAUAUACAUGAUUUUUAUGUGUCCACCCAUAAGCGAAAAUUUGUAGAUUGAGAAUGAAUAAAUAAAUGCAUACAUUAUAUA
Molecule: messenger RNA, 4225 nt
Organism: Drosophila mojavensis
Lineage: Eukaryota; Metazoa; Arthropoda; Insecta; Diptera; Drosophilidae
Exons: 8
Coding region: 159-4085 (1308 amino acids)
Biological process (GO): box C/D snoRNP assembly; rRNA processing
Cellular component (GO): ribonucleoprotein complex; R2TP complex; cytoplasm
Source: RefSeq, a predicted model, not a curated record